AAGUCCGUCUGUAUCAUCGGUACCAAAAAACACACAUUAAAAACAUUCAAAUUUCUCUCUUCAUAUCGAUUUCUGCACAGGGAUCGAUAGGCAGAAGAGAGAAAAGCCGGGCAAAGAGAGAAAAAUUUGAUAUAUAUAUACAUAUAUAUAUACACAUAUAAAGUGCAGUAUAUAUUGAAUCAUGGGGAAACAGCAUUCUUGCUGGUUUCGUGCUUUGUUCUUGCUCUCAGUUGCAUGCAUCAGUCUUCCUUCGCUAGUGGAAUGCAGGGUCCGGCAUUACAAGUUCAACGUGGUGAUGAAGAAUACAACCAGGCUGUGCUCGAGUAAGCCAAUCGUCACAGUGAAUGGCAAGUUUCCCGGACCCACACUGUAUGCUCGGGAAGACGACACGGUGAUCGUCAAGGUCGUUAACCAUGUCAAAUAUAAUGUUUCAAUCCACUGGCACGGGGUUAGACAGAUCCGAACCGGAUGGGCUGAUGGUCCCGCGUACAUUACGCAGUGCCCGCUACAGACAGGGCAGACGUACUCAUACAACUUCAACAUCACGGGCCAGAGGGGCACUCUCCUUUGGCACGCCCACAUUCUAUGGCUAAGGGCAACUCUCCAUGGAGCUAUUGUCAUCUUGCCUAAGCUCGGCGUCCCUUAUCCAUUCCCUAAACCCGACAAGGAACUUGUUGUCAUCCUCGCUGAAUGGUGGAAAUCGGAUACUGAAGCAGUGAUUAAUGAAGCUCUUAAGUCGGGGUUGGCCCCCAAUGUAUCGGAUGCUCACACCAUCAAUGGCCAUCCUGGCCCUGUGCCGAAUUGUUCUUCGCAAGGUUACACGUUGCCGGUUGAGGGCGGGAAGACUUACUUGCUGCGGAUAAUCAACGCUGCGCUCAAUGAAGAGCUAUUCUUCAAGAUUGCCAAGCACAACCUGACUGUAGUUGAAGUGGAUGCUACAUAUGUGAAGCCCUUAGAGACCGACACCAUUGUCAUUGCCCCGGGUCAGACCACCAAUGCCUUGAUCACUGCGGAGCGAAAGACUGGCAAGUACUUGAUCACUGCAUCCCCUUUUAUGGACACACCAAUAGUAGCUACUGAUAACGUGACUGCGACUGCGACAUUGCACUACUCGGGCACUCUCGCCAGUUCCUCCACAACUCUCACGAUCCCACCCCCUCGGAAUGCCACCUCUGUGUCUGACAAGUUUACGAACUCCCUCCGGAGCCUCAACUCGAAGAAGUACCCUGCCAAAGUCCCGAAGACUGUUGAUCACAAACUUCUGUUUACAGCCGGGCUAGGAGUCAACCCCUGCCCUACUUGCAAGGCUGGCAAUGGGAGCCGGGCGGUCGCCAGCAUGAAUAACAUCACAUUCGUGAUGCCGACUAUAGCACUUCUCCAGGCGCAUUUCUUCAACAUCAGCGGGGUCUUCACAACUGAUUUCCCCAGCAACCCACCGACAGUUUUCAACUAUACAGGAACCCCACCAGCGAAUAUGGCAACUAAAAAUGGAACAAAGGUUUACAGGUUGCCUUACAAUGCCACGGUCGAACUGGUACUGCAAGAUACUGGGAUGAUCGCUCCAGAGAACCAUCCCAUUCAUCUGCAUGGAUUCAACUUCUUUGUGGUAGGUCGGGGGUUAGGAAAUUACAACGCGAGGAAGGACUCUAAGAGUUUCAAUCUUGUUGAUCCCGUUGAGAGGAACACUGUGGGAGUCCCUUCCGGUGGAUGGACGGCGAUAAGAUUCAGAGCGGACAACCCAGGAGUAUGGUUUCUGCACUGUCAUUUGGAAGUUCAUACGACAUGGGGAUUGAAAAUGGCGUUCUUGGUGGACAACGGUAAAGGCCCGAACGAGUCGCUUCUUCCGCCUCCGAGCGAUCUUCCAAAGUGCUGAUUCGGCAAAAGAUGGGAUCAUCGUUAAAAUUAUACGAAAAUGGGGGCAUACCCCUUUGAGCCAAGUAGAGUUGGAAGGAGAGGAAGUUGGCAAGUUAAUUUGACAAAGAGAAGAAGAGGGAAGGGAGAGAGAGAGACAGAGAGACAGAGAAGAGUGGAAUAAGAAUAAUAAAGCAAAGGGAAAUCAUCUAGUUUAAAAUUGUUGCUUGAGUAAAUAAUUUGCUCAAGCCAUGUCCGAAUAAGAUGGCGAGGUAUUUCCUUUUUAUUUUUUUCUUAAAUGUAUUUUUCAUACAUUUUUCAACAAAUAUAUGUGCUUAAUGAAAAGUACUAUGCUCAUACAACUUUCGUCAUGCUGAUUUUGUCA
Messenger RNA from Punica granatum (pomegranate), 2236 nucleotides. NCBI's taxonomy places the organism in Eukaryota, Viridiplantae, Streptophyta, Magnoliopsida, Myrtales, Lythraceae. The record is from RefSeq and is a predicted model, not a curated record.